This is a messenger RNA of Paraglomus occultum, 651 nucleotides long. NCBI's taxonomy places the organism in Eukaryota, Fungi, Glomeromycota, Glomeromycetes, Paraglomerales, Paraglomeraceae. The record is from the annotation of a GenBank genome assembly.
AUGUUGUUUGGACGGCGAAAACCUCCCCAAGAGAUGCUUCGCCAACAUCAGCGAGCACUCCAAAAAGCUCAACGUGAACUCGAUAGGGAACGAGUCAAACUUGAAACUCAAGAGAAAAAGUUAAUACUCGACAUUAAGAAAGCUGCCAAGGCGAAUCAAAUGAGUGCAUGUAAGAUUAUGGCAAAAGACUUGGUGAGGACACGGAGGCACGCAUCUAAAUUUCAGGCCAUGAAAACCCAGUUGCAAGGCGUAGGAUUGAGAAUUCAGACGCUUCGAUCCAAUCAGCAAAUGUCCGAAGCAAUGAAGGGCGCAACUAAGGCCAUGAAGUCAAUGAACCGUCAAAUGAAUCUUCCACAAAUCCAAAGGAUUAUGAUGGAUUUUGAAAAAGAAUCGGAGAUUAUGGACAUGAAGGAGGACAUGAUGAACGACGUUAUUGAUGAUGUUAUGGAUGAGGAAGAAGACGAAGAGGAGAGUGACGAAAUUGUUAAUCAGGUGUUGGAUGAGAUUGGCAUUUCCUUGAAUCAGGCGCUGGUCGAUGCCCCAACUUCAAUUGAAAAAAUCGGUGCAUCGGAGAGAGUUACCGAGACCGAAAUUGAAGCAAAUAAUGAUAUGGCACUACAAGCAAGACUUGAUAAGCUGCGUCGAGAAUAG